Salarias fasciatus (jewelled blenny) is the source of this 3066-nucleotide messenger RNA. It is a transcript of the gene sltm, whose product is annotated as SAFB-like, transcription modulator. The transcript is spliced from 20 exons. Gene Ontology annotation, cellular component: nucleus. Bases 28 to 3051 code for a protein of 1007 amino acids. NCBI's taxonomy places the organism in Eukaryota, Metazoa, Chordata, Actinopteri, Blenniiformes, Blenniidae. Gene Ontology annotation, biological process: regulation of transcription by RNA polymerase II; regulation of mRNA processing. Gene Ontology annotation, molecular function: sequence-specific DNA binding; RNA binding. The record is from RefSeq and is a predicted model, not a curated record.
CGCACGCUCCGAGCCUCUGAAGGUAAAAUGGCGUCGGGUGCCAUUUCAACUGAGUCCAGGAAGAUUUCUGAAUUAAGAGUUGUGGAUUUGAAGUCCCAGCUCAAGCGGAGGAGUUUGGACACCUCGGGUGUGAAGAGCGUUCUCGUUUCCAGAUUGAGACAGGCCAUUGAGGAUGAAGGUGGUGACCCAGAAGAUAUUCAGAUCCAGCUCACAGCCGACACCCCAACACGGAAAGGUGGAAAAGCUAAAGGGAAAAAAGUGGAUUUGGAAGUGGACAGCACACUGGAAGAAGAUGCUCUUUCAAAGGAAACUGAAGAGUAUGAAACAGAAAAAGAUGUAACUGAUACAGAUGAUGGUACUCGUGAACAUUCUAAACCUGCGGCCAGUGAGGACAGCCUUGCUCGCUCUGAAGCUGAGCCUGAGCCGGAACCAGAACCAGAACCAGAGCCAGAGCCAGUGGUGACUGAGGCUGACUCGGAGCCCGAGGUGGAUGCACAGCCUGAGCCCGAGGUGGAUGCACAGCCUGAGCCCGAAAUCGAUGGAGAUGCGGAGCCAGAGGUGGAUGCAGAGCCUGAGCCAGAGGUGGAUGCAGAAGCUGAGCCAGAGGUGGAUGCAGAGGCUGAACCAGAAAUCGAUGGGGAUGCCGAGCCAGAGUUGGAUGAAGACGCCGACCCAGAGAUGGAUGGGGAGGCGGAGGCAGAGGCGGAGCCGGAGGCAGAUCCGCCUGAGCCGGAGCAUGAAGCCAUGAAUUCCUGCAAAGAAGCCGAAGACGAUCACCUGUCCGUCUCAAUCCAAAAUGAAGAUGCCAUCACCCUAGAUGUCGAUGGCGACGACCUCCUGGAAACAGGUAAACAUGUGAAACUUCCAGAUUCAGAGGCAGAGAAGGGCAGUGAUGAGCCAGACGCCUCUGCCGAGACGGGCCGAGAUGAUGACGUGAAGGACGAAGAGAUGGAGGGCCACUCCGAUGGUAAGAGCGAGGAUGGAUCCCAGAAGAAGGAUGGUCGAGACGCCUUGAAGAAAGCCGAAUCCGGAGAUAAAGACAAGGAUUCUGGGAAGAAAGGCCCCUCUGCUACUGGGGCAUCAGGUCGAGCAAAGAGCUCUUCAAGGGACCGAGAUGGAAAAGCAACUAAAGAUGAAAAGGGGGUUGCAGGCGGCAACAGCAGCUCGUCUCGUAACAUCUGGGUGAGCGGCCUGUCUUCAAACACCAAAGCAGCCGAUCUGAAAAACCUGUUUGGCAAAUACGGAAAGGUUUUGAGCGCCAAAGUGGUCACGAACGCUCGCAGCCCUGGUUCCAAAUGCUACGGUUUGGUGACGAUGUCUUCCAGCGCAGAAGUGACUCGGUGCAUUACCCACCUUGACUGCAUAGAGCUGCAUGGGCAGCAGAUCUACGUCGAAAGGGCCAAAAACGAUCCUUUCAAAAAGGAGCCCUCAAAGAAGGAAGGGGAGGACAAAAAAGCCCCGGCAUCUCAUAAAAAAGAAGACAAGAAACUUUCAGAAAAGGACAAAGAUCUGUCCAAGAAGCCAGAAGCCAGGAGUGGAAAAUCCUGCUCGCUUUCUCCUUCGUCAGGACCAGAUUCUGCCAAGAAAGAUGACAGAAAACAUGGACGCACAAGGAGUCCUGGCAAUAUGAUGCCGUUCGAUCAUCCUAAAGGGGAUCCUAAUUUUGCCAGAAUGAGACCGUUCAGACGGGGAAGAUAUUUUGAUAGACCGUUUGUCAACAAUUUUCAACGCCGCCCUAAAUGGUUGAUUCCUCCUGAGGAGCUCGAGAUGAUGAGGGACCGACCGCGCCCAUUUUUUCCAAAGGGGGACGCCAGAGACAUCUUGCCUUUUGAGAAGAUGAAGGAGCAAAAGGAACAGAGGAUGCGUGAGCGGAUGGCUCGUCUGGAGCGCGUGCGGCGAGCUGUUGAGCUGCGCAGACGACGUGAAGUUGCUGAACAAGAGCGUCGGGAGCGUGAAGAACGGGAGAACCUUCUCCGGGAACGUCAGAGACUUGAGAUGGAGAGACAAAAAUUAGAAAGGGAGCGCUUGGAGAGGGAGAGGCUCGAGCGAGAGCGAAUCCGUAUCGAACAGGAAAGACGUAAAGAGGCAGAGCGACUGGCCCGAGAGCGUGAGGAGCUGCGCAGACAGCAGGAGCAGCUCCGAUACGAGCAAGAAAAGAGAAACAACCUCAAGAGAGGCCGUGAAGUGGAGCACGGCCGGAGAGACGAUACCUACUGGAACGGCAACAAGAAGAUGCAGUCUGAGCCCGACGUCCGGAUGAACCAAGGCUCCAGCUACAACCGGCAGCAGAACCGCUUUUCAAACUUUAAUCCACGAGAGAGGGGUCGGUUUCCAGAUUCUGCCGUGGAGCAGCCCAACACGUACGACAGACGUAACCGGUUUGACGGAGAGCCAGAGGUGAAGAAGAGUCGCCCCGCCCCUCACAGAGACGGCUCCGGCUUCGACCGCUACCCCAAAAACUUUGAAACCGUCCGCAGAGCCGAGCUGCCUCCCCCACAGCGCGCAGAGCUCCGGGACACCGACCGCAGAGAGAGAGACGAGCGGCGCCCGGCGCCCAUGCCCGGCAUGUCGCACAACCGCUCUCCGAGGGACGGAGGGCACGGAUGGAAGAAUGACGGCGGAAUGAACUCCAACAAGGGUGACAUCCGAGGACCUAUGCGGAUGCGUGCCGAGCGGUCUGGCAGAGAGGGUCCAGGUCCCGCCAUGAGAGGAGGCCCUUCAGUCAACCGCGGAAGGAGCAACUUCAACGACCGAGACGAAAGAAGACCCAUGGUGAUGAAUGAGCAGCCCUUCAGCUCCGGCCGCCAGGUGGUGGUGGAGCGUCACAGCAGGGAGCCGGGGCUGAGGAAAGACUGGCAUGGGGGCUCAAACUCCCAAGGCGGGGGCUUCGCUGACAAUCGCAGGAUGGGAGACUCUCGAGGCGGCAUGAUGGCUCCCUCAAGUCACUCAUCGGGGAUGAACCGGAUCGUACAGAUCACCAACAGCUCCAUUGCCAGCAGUGGGACAGUGGGGGGGUUCAAGCCCUUCAAAGGAACGCCGCGCCAGUUCUAACCACAAUCAGAUUCU